Molecule: messenger RNA, 1969 nt
Organism: Sphaerodactylus townsendi
Lineage: Eukaryota; Metazoa; Chordata; Lepidosauria; Squamata; Sphaerodactylidae
Gene: HGH1
Product: HGH1 homolog
Exons: 6
Coding region: 102-1208 (368 amino acids)
Source: RefSeq, a predicted model, not a curated record
UGCUCUUCACGUGGCCCCUGGCGAGGCCCAAGCGGGUUGCGCCGGGCACGCUCCCUCUCCCGGCUCUCUGACCACUAGGCGCCCCUGCGCCGCGCCAGGCGAUGGAGGAGGCGCAGGCGCGGGAGCUGCUGGGCUUCCUGCGGCCCGAGAGCCGCGCGGACGUGAGGAGCGAGGCGGCGGCGCUGGUGGCCGGGCUGACGGGCGGCGCGGAGGGGCUGCGGCUGGUGGCGGCGCGGCCGGCCUUGGUGGCGGCGCUGCUGGCGCUGGCCGGCGACGAGGACCCCCCCGCGGCCGCCGCCGCCCACCACGCCUCCCGGGCGCUGGCCCACCUGGCCGCCGAGCCGGCCGCCCACCAGGCCCUCGCCGCGGGGCUGCCCGGCCUGGUCCGCCGCCUGCUGCAGCCCGCCCACCCGCUCGCCCCCCUGGCCGCCGCCGCCCUCGCCAACCUGGCCCGGCACGACGACGCCUCCUGCCGCCGCCUCCUGGACGCCCUGCAGCGGGAGGGGGGCGGCCUGCAGCCCCUGGUGGAGACCCUCUGCCGGCCCGCCCCGCCGCCGCCCCCGCCCGCCCUGGCCGCCCUGCUGGCCAACCUCAGCCGCCUGCCCGAAGCCCGCGCCUUCCUCCUCCACCCGGACAGGUGUGUGCUGCCGAGGUUGCUGCCCUACACCCAAUACUCCGGCUCAGCCCUCCUCCGAGGGGGGGUGGUCAGGGUGCUCCGGAACUGCUGCUUCGACUAUGAGCGCCACGAGUGGCUGCUGAGCGACCAAGUGGACGUGCUGCCCUUCCUCCUGCUCCCGCUGGCCGGCCCCGAGGAGUUUCCAGAGGAGGAGAUGGAAAGACUGCCUUUGGACCUGCAGUACUUGCCCCCAGAGAAGCAGCGGGAGCCAGAUCCUGACAUCCGGAAGUUGCUCCUGGAGGCCGUUCUGCUGCUCACAGCCACAAAGCCGGGGCGGCAGGCGGUGCGACAGAAGGGCGCCUAUUUUAUCGUGCGGGAGCUGCACAAGUGGGAGACGGACCCGGGUGUCCUGGGGGCCUGCGAAAAGCUGAUACAAGUUUUGAUUGGUGACGAGCCGGAGCCUGGAAUGGAAAACCUUUUGGAGGUGGAGAUCCCUGCAGAAGUCGAAGAGCAGCUGCAGCGUCUGGACCAGGAAGAGGAGCAGCAGCAGCAGCAGAGGACCACCUCUGGCUCGCAAGCCCCCCCGGAAUAACGGGCAUCAGAGCAGGGAAGCUCUGGGCGUGCCUGCCUGCCGACACGGUGGUCGGGCUUCGUUGCCUGUCGGGCAGAACGCUCUGCUCUGCUUGGCGCUUGUCUGGAAUCAGCUGUGUGUGAGCAGCGGGCCUGCGAUAAUCCUUGCUCUGGAACUUGACUGAAUGGGCUGGCGGGCUGGCUGGCUCCUCCGGUCUGGUGGGAUGCCAGGCAGGGGUGCCAGUGAGAGGCAAAGGCUGCCCUGCGCCCUCUCGCUCCUGGCUCUGUGCAAAGCAGAGUCAACGCGAAGGAUGUGCAGGCCGGGGAACGGAGAGGGCUCAGGACCGUCCGAGCGGCCAGUUGGCCCUUGUCCUCAGGUGACCCCAAGUGGACCAGCAAUGUUCUGGAGGACUCACCAGCCACUGCAUCUGAAGUGCCGGGAAAAGUCAGUAGCAAAGCAAUUUAUUCAGAUGCGGCUGGAGUCUCUUGUUAGCCAAGGUGGCCUCGUUUUCCUGGCCCAGGGGCGCGUUUAAUUAUUUGAUGCCUCUUGGCCGCUGCCAGGCGUUUGCCCAGGGGGUCUGGUGACCACUGCAGGGCUCGGAAUGUGGAGGCUCGGCUGGCCCGGCAAGAGGCUGCCCAGCGGGCUCUGAGGGCUUGGCCUUGGGGUCACAGGGGGGCUCUGCCCCAGCAGGGAAAACGGGGUCUGCGUAAACGCCUUAAAACCCAAUCCAAAGUGCUCUGAAGAAGUUAGAGCAGCAAAUAAAAGCGAGUAACAUGCGAGUG